Molecule: messenger RNA, 1152 nt
Organism: Sporisorium graminicola
Lineage: Eukaryota; Fungi; Basidiomycota; Ustilaginomycetes; Ustilaginales; Ustilaginaceae
Exons: 2
Coding region: 1-1152 (383 amino acids)
Molecular function (GO): DNA binding
Source: RefSeq, a predicted model, not a curated record
AUGCCGCCUUCGAGAAAGCACAGGCCAGAUGCACAGUGGGACGAAUCAUCCUCCACGCUCCUUCCGCGUCCAAGAGGCCGUCCUCACGCCGCAGCAGCAAACGUAUCACUCAGCUCCACCCUCGGCGCACCCACACCUGCCCGGCCAUCAUCACGCAGAGAUAUGGCAGACUACUCGAUCGUCUCCACCUUGGCUUCCUCGACGCCAGCAGCUGCUCCCGCCAGGAAGCGCGGUCGUCCACCCAAACAUGCGCUCACCACACCGUCUAUGAUGGCACUGGCUUCGGCAGAUACGAGCAUUGCGUCCACGUCGUACGGUGCUGCAGCGCCUCGACCGCGUGGUCGUCCACCCAAGUCGAUCCUCUCCACUCCAGGUAGUCGCACUCUCGCAUCGCCACCAAACAGCGUUUCGUUCUCUGACCAGUCGAAACGUCGAGGUCGUCCACCUAAGAAAUCUGCCGCUGCCGCCGACGCAUCAAUGUCAACUGCUCAGGGUAAACGUCGCGGUCGACCUCCCGGAAGCGUCAACAAGCCCAAACAGCCGCCACUCGGGUUGCCAAAGGGCCGACCAUCCCAAGCACCACGCUAUUCGAGACCUGAUCAAGAUCCAGACUCCGCCUCGGACGUGUCGCUCAUCGACGGUGCCUCUGCGACAGACGACGACUCGGCAUCCCAGUCCGCCGACGAAGAUGACGACGAACAAGCCCUCUCGUCGGAAGACGAAGCGCGACAACGCAACAGCUCUCGUAAGAAAGCCAAGCGCAAAGGCUGGCCCAGCGAGAGGGAACGACUGCGUAAAUGGCGCAGGCUCAGUGUGGAAGAGCGCGAAUGCGUCACAUCCGAAGGCGGUCUGAUCUGGCGUACUGCCAUCCCGCUCCUCAACUCGAUGCCCAAAAAUAUUCGCUCUAUGGUCGCUGACAGCCUCACGCGCGCUCUCAACCGCAUCGACGCCAAACUCGAGUCCGGCCUCGUACCCCCCCUCGCUCGCCUCCCGCAAGGCUCGCUGACCGCCUCGACCGCUGCCGCUUCGACCGCCACCCGCCGGGACCUGGCCAGCAGCAUGCUCUCCUGGCGCCUCGAGGAGGAAGGUUCCCUCCUCCGUGCUGAAAAUCCCGACCAGCCCAACACAUCGUCGAACUCUCCAAGACCCUAG